Molecule: messenger RNA, 2103 nt
Organism: Cylindrotheca closterium
Lineage: Eukaryota; Bacillariophyta; Bacillariophyceae; Bacillariales; Bacillariaceae
Source: the annotation of a GenBank genome assembly
AUGAUCUGGAGUGUGAGAAAUAUGGCCCAUGUGGACUUUGAGGCUUUAAGAGGCACUCAAACGGUCUACAAGCCGGGAAAGAACGACUCCGAGUUCUUCAAAAGUUCGAGACAGGCUCAACUUGAUAGGAACUGGGAAAACCUAAAUGUCAAGAUUGACAAAAGAGAAGUGAUCUACACCACAAACCAAUAUACCGUGGCUGCGAUCAUCACCAAGCAUUUCAUCACUCAAGCGAUGAGAGAUAAGUUAAGCAAUGAAACUGAUUGGUUGGACCUCAAGGAAGACCAUGUGAUGCUUCUGAAGCGUAUCAAGACGUUCAUGACCAUCACAGACGAGACCGAGUGGCAACACUUUGGACUCAUGGAAUCUCUCAAGAGAUUCACAAACUGCACUCAGAAGCAAAAUGAGUCUGUGAACAAUUACAGAAGGCGGUUCGAAGCUCAAGCUGACCAAGUAUUCGAAAUCCUUGGCACCGAUGUGUUGCAUGUCUAUGCGACCAAAACAAUGGGAUACCUGGAUCUGUACGAUCCGGAGGCCGAUCCGGACGAUAUCAAGGCGCUCCAAGACAAGUUCAAGAAAGAAGUUCUGGGCACAUUUAAAGCAAGUGCAUUUUUCUACAACUGCGACAGAAAGAAAGGUCCGACAACACCGAGACCUACUCCAAGCGCAACCACUGCAAGCAGCAGUGCCCCUGACGGAGUGAGCAACACACAGGCAACUGCUCGAACGACAUCUUCACGACCGGCUUUUAGUUGCUGGUGUUGCGGAGAUACUGGCCAUGGGGUCACCGGUUGUCCCGAACGCUCCACACGCCCACAAGCGGAAUGGAGCGACCCAGGACGAUACAGCGACGCACCCACUACUACUACUACAAGACGAGCGGGGAGAGCCAAUCUCCAAGUCCCUGUGACUGCAUCUGCGGCGCAGUCGGAUGCCGCGUCUAGCGUCACUGGAACGCAAUCAACUGGUCACCAACAUCGAAGCAAUAUGCAACGAGCUGUUGUUGACAGAAGUGGAAAUAGCUCUUCUGGUACUACGGAUGUAACCGGUUCUUAUGUGGUACGAGGCAGAUCUGUCGCUGAUGGACGAUCUGAUGGUAGGAUUACAGGAUGGAACCUUGCACAAGUAUGUGUAAGACCGAUUCUGAAGAAGAAAGCAGUCUCCACUGAAGACAGGGGAGAGUUGCUAAUGAAGAAAUGGCAAGCACAACUAGAAGCUGCCAGUAGAGAGUUGCUAAUGAAGAAAUGGCAAGCACAACUAGAAGCUGCCAGUACUUUCAAGGACAAUGAUAGCAUGGUCAGCGAUGCAAGCUUGAACAUGCAGAUCUACAAGUCGACCUUGAAGAUGGAUUCAUUGAAGCACUGUUCUCAAUGGACCAAAGACAACAAGAAACCUUUCAAGUCUAAUGGAAGUAAGCACUGGGAUAUCGAUCUUGGUGUGCAUCUUGAUUCUGGAUCUACGUUCAGCCUACGAAUGAACAAAGAUUAUGCCAAACCGGGCACUGUGUCUGACCUGGAUUACAUGUUCAACUACGGUACGAACACUGGCCAACGUGAUCUGCAUCAACAGGUCGAAUCAAGUGAUAUCAAAGGACACACUUGCUUGCUUGAUACUGAAGCGCAAUGUAACCUUGAUAGUUUAUCCGAGCUUGUGAAGCUUGGAUUCCAUGUCGUUAUGGACACUGAUAUUGAAAACUCCUUCAUCGUUACGAAGGGGGAACAAAGAAUGAGGUAUGUACAUCAAAACGGAUUGUAUACUUUCGUGCCCGAUGGUAGGGCAGAGAGUGAUGAAGGGUCCGAAUACUCUGAAUGUGAAUACAGAGAAUGCGGAAAUUGUGACUGUGACGCAAUUGGUGUCACACACACUGAAUGCCAUAAAUAUGGUGCUAUUUUCUGUGGUAGAAUUUUAAAAAUUAGCUAUUCCGAUUCCGAUUAUUGUGGCAUACAGACGGUACGGGAGAAUAUCGAAGGCUUCACUGAUAAACAAGUUGAGCGGGCUAAUCGCGCACGAUCAGUGUAUCAUAUGGCAGGCGCACCAGGAGUUCAAGCGUUUCGUAUUGCAGUAAGAUCUGGUCUGUUCAAGAACUGCAACGUGAAUGAUUAA